Messenger RNA from Brassica oleracea var. oleracea, 1541 nucleotides. Its product is annotated as protein EMSY-LIKE 1-like. The record is from RefSeq and is a predicted model, not a curated record. The coding region runs from base 349 to 1344 and encodes 331 amino acids. NCBI's taxonomy places the organism in Eukaryota, Viridiplantae, Streptophyta, Magnoliopsida, Brassicales, Brassicaceae. Gene Ontology annotation, biological process: defense response to fungus. Gene Ontology annotation, cellular component: nucleus. The transcript has 10 exons.
GAUUCCGACGCCAUCGCAUCCGAGUCCUCCCGGAGAAAUCGAUCGUAGCUCUCUCUGUGCCCUCUUCGCUUCCAUAAGAUCACAUCCCUCGAGAAAGAAUCCAAAGUUCGUUUCUUUUUUCCAAUUUCUCGUUUCACCAAACGCGCGUCGAACCCUAAAACCCUCAAUUGGUCCUUUUUGGGUGUGAAGUAUCGCUUGGAGAUUUCUAGGGUUUCGUAUCUGAAUUUGCGGAGAUCGAAAACACUCUUUGUGGGUUUUCCCUUCAAGCUUCUGAAAACAGAGUAAAGCUUUUAAAAGGACUGCUUUCAUUUGGAUGGGAAGUCUCUGUGGUUAAACUACAUUAGUGAUAUGGAGGCACAAAUUCAUCUACUUGAGCAGGAAGCAUACACCGCUGUUUUAAGGGCUUUUAAAGCGCAGUCUGAUGCUAUUUCUUGGGACAAAGAAAGUCUGAUAACAGAUUUGCGUAGAGAACUAAGGGUAUCUGAUGACGAACAUCGAGAGCUUUUGAGCAGGGUCAAUAAGGAUGAUACCAUUCAACGGAUAAGAGAUUGGAGACAGGGAGGCGAAAGUCAAGUCCCUUCUAGACAUGCAACUAAUCAGGGUUUUGAUGUUGUUCCUAGUCCAACUUUCUCAGCUUCCCGGAAGAAACAGAAGCCAUUUCAAUCUUAUCCAUCAUUUGGUGCGGCUGGGAAUAGGUCAUUCAAUAGUCGUGUUGUAUCCGGUGGCAUUUCAGCAAAUGAAUCUGCCGAAGCACUUAUCGGAAGAAAAGUGUGGACAAAAUGGCCUGAAGACAACAACUUUUAUGAAGCAAUUAUAACCCAGUACAACGCAGCUGAGGGUCGGCAUGCUUUGGUGUAUGAUAUACACGCAGCAAAUGAGACGUGGGAAUGGGUUGAUCUCAAGGAGAUUCCUCCGGAAGAUAUAAGGUGGGAUGGAGAGGAGAGUGGGGUAGCUUUAAACGCUGGACUUGGAAGUGGAUCAAUCCGUGGCAACAGAAGGAACUACCAAAGCAAUAUUGGUAGAGGGAGAGGACCAAGAAUUCAUCAACCGAGAAGAGAUUUUUUACCAACACAACAGAAUGGUGGUGGUGGUGGUGGUGGUGGUGGCCGGAUAACUUCAUCUGAUGAUAUUGAAUUGUUCAACACUGAUUCGCUUGUGAAGGAGGUGGAGAGAGUUUUCGAUACUGCUCAUCCUGAUCCUCUUGAGCUUGACAAGGCCAAGAAAAUGCUCAAGGAACAUGAACAGGCGCUUAUUGCUGCCAUUGCAAGGCUUGCGGAUACUUCUGAUGGUGAGCUGGAUGGAGAUCCACCAGAUUCGCAUGACCAUCCAAUGGCACAGGGAUGAUGGAAAAGCCGUCUGUAAUAUUAAUGGUGUUUGGUUUUCAUCAAACCAAGGACUCUGGAUUUAGAAAUAAAACAAUGUUGGUAACCUGACAAAGAAGAUUGGGGAUUGAUUAUUGAAGUGUUGUUUCAAAUUGUGAUGAGCAAAAAUGUAAGAAAGAAUUGUUAGGAAUGGGGGAUUAAGUAGGAUUGAGGCUUGUA